Messenger RNA from Chiloscyllium plagiosum (whitespotted bambooshark), 2581 nucleotides. RefSeq names its product E3 ubiquitin/ISG15 ligase TRIM25-like. NCBI's taxonomy places the organism in Eukaryota, Metazoa, Chordata, Chondrichthyes, Orectolobiformes, Hemiscylliidae. The record is from RefSeq and is a predicted model, not a curated record. Gene Ontology annotation, molecular function: zinc ion binding.
GCACAACAGCAGCAGAAAUAUGAGAUCAUCCAAUGCGCUUCCCCUCCCCCGCAUCCGAUCCUUCCCACAGGAUUUCCGCAUUUCAGAGUCUCCAAGCCAUUUCACAGAAGCUGCCAAGGAUCCACAGCAUAUUGAAAAUCCGUGAAUCUUCAGUGGGAUUGUGCUAGCAUCUGGUGUCUCGUACAUUAACCGGUGCGACGAGGGAAUUCCAUCUGUGCUGAAGAGAAAACUAUGUUGAUUUCUGGCGAUAAUAAUAACUGAAUCCCAGUGCUGUUGCAAACAGGGGAGACGAACUCCCUCACAGAGAUCAGAAAACAGUCGAGUACACCCACCCCGGGAGCGUUGUGAAGACUUCAGUAUUUGUCCAGCCGUCUCUUACUGACCACUGAAACACUUUCACUUUCUUUUAUUUCACGGAAUCUUGCCGCUUGCUUCCCGUCGCCAUGUCUUCUUCAGCCAGAGCCAGCUCCCAGGAGAAAUUUGUCUGUGCCCUCUGCCUGGAUAUGUUCAGUGACCCAGCCACUAUACCAUGUGGGCACAGUUUCUGCUUGCCAUGUAUUGCCAGGUACUGGGAGCUGAGCUCUGACACAGGGAAGGCUAACUGCCCUCAAUGUCUCCGCACCUUCACUCCCAUACCCACACUGCAGAAAAACCUCACUUUAUGUGAGAUCCUGGAAGACCUCCAGGCCAGUGGUGAGAUCUCUUCUGGCUCUCAUCCAGCUGGACCGGGGGAUGUCACCUGCGAUAUCUGCACCAAGACCAAAGUGAAAGGCAGGAAAAGUUGCUUGGACUGCCUGCUCACAUACUGCGGGCCCCACUUGCAGCCUCAUCACCAGGAGGCAGCUCUGAAGGACCAUGUCCUUGUUGACCCCAUCAAGCAUCUCCACACCCAACGAGACUGUGCAGCUCAUGGGGAGCCCUUGGACUGGUUCUGUCGGACCGAGGGGGAGAGUAUUUGCAGGUUAUGUGUUGCGGAACAGCACAUAAUCCAUGAUGUGGUGACUGUACCAGAGGAAGUGGCUCAACAACAGGAACUGAUUCUGCGUAACUCAUCAACUCUGAAACAACAGCUGCAAAAGACAUUGGCAGAGAUCAGUGACCUGCAGGUGAAUGUCGAUUCAGUCAAGAAUUCCUCACAGGAGGUGAGAACUGAGAUCACCCAGAAAUUCACAGCCAUGGUCAAACUCAUCGAAGAAGCCCACAAAGAAGCGAUUGUGCUGAUUAAUAACGAUGAGCAAGUGACACUGGGCCAAGCCAAGACUAUGAGGGCCCAGCUGCAGCAGAGGUGUACUGAGCUCACUGCUCGUGAAGACCAACUGAGAACGCUGCUGAAGAUCAAUGACAACCUGAUAUUUCUGCAGGAAUCCAGUUGUGUAAAAACAAGAGCCCAGCCUCUGGAGUCCCCACAAUUCCAACAAACAGAUGCACAGUCCACAAUGGCUUGUGUCAAAGUCUCUGUCAAUGAUCUUGCCACAUCGAUUAAACAGCAAGUGAUCUCAUUUUGCAAGCAAAUCCAAGACAAGCAAAAUAUUGGAAGAACCUGUUCUGAGACCAAGCAGAUCAGGCCGGCUAAUCCAAAGAAAGUCAUGAUCAAGAAAGGUUUGCAAUGUUACAAUCUAAAGACAGGCAUGACCAAGGAAGAUUUUAUACGUUCCACUCCAAGCAUCAUGGAAGCCCCCCAGUCAGGGCGCAGAAUGGAAUUGUUAAGGUAUGCUGAAAGUCUCCGAUUUGAUGUGCGUUCUGCACAUUGUUUACUUAACUUCCACAAUAGUUAUCAGACUGUGUCAAGUUUAAUUGAACUGAAAUACCCUGAUGAUCCUUUGAGAUUUAAUGUCCAACCACAAAUCCUGUGUGAGAAUCGUUGGUUCAACCUCAAGCGCUACUAUUGUGAAGUGGAGGUGUACAAACCUCAGACGACUAACCAUAUCUGUAUCGGCAUCACAUCUCCCUGCAUCCAAAGAAAAGGGGCCGACACCUCCUGUAUCCUUGGUAGAUAUAACCAGUCAUGGUGUUUAGAUUUGUUUCUAACACCACGUAACACCUUCUUGGUUUUUGGUAAUGGAGUAGAGUCUGAAGUACCGCGCGUAGCAUACAACAGAAUCGGAAUGUCCCUGGAAGCCAAUACCUUGUCAUUUUAUGGUGUGACAGAUACAAUGAAUCUAAUCCACAAAUUCUCAAAUGUUCAUUUUAAGGAAGCCCAUCCUGCUUUUCGAAUUGAGGAUGGGACGGCGCUGAGUCUUUGUCAACCUCAAUGAGGACUUGCCGAUCAUGUGUGUUGGGAGUCUCAUGUUGAACAUCUUUAGACAGAAAUAUGAUUCCUUGUCCAGUGGUUGAGACCAUCUGGGGGGUUGAAGAAUGUUUGGAUUCUGCACCUGUUGUUAGUUUUUCAUUUUGAAGCUGGGAACGCUGGGGCAAUGAAUAUCGCUUCUUGUCAACCAUUAAAGAGCAGAAUGGGUCAUGGGGCUUAUAGGAAGGCAGCUCACCAUCGCCCUCUCUGUGGAAGUGAGAGAUCAGUCAAAAAAAUUGCUGUCCCUCCCAGUGACACUCAACAUUCCCCACAAUAAAAAGCUUGGAAAAAUCA